AUGUUACCGACAAAAAUGGAUGAACUUUGUCGUGCGUUCGAAACUUGCAAAGGUUUAACACAAAAGCAAAGUGUCCAUUCUACUAUCGCUAUGAACGCUGCGGGGUUCUCUUAUACAGGCUACACAGAUACAUUCUGUUGUCAUACUUGCAAUCUUGAAGUAUCCGGAUGGACUAUCGAUAUGGUACCUUUUACUAUUCAUUCACAACGUAGUCCAACAUGUGCCUUCGUACGUUCAAUAAAACCUGAAGGAACGAGUACAGCUUCUUCAAUACUUAAUUUUACUUCAACUAUUUCAACAUCGGAUGAUGAUGAUGAAAAAUCUUCUAAGAGACAGAAAACAGAUGUACAACAAGAUGAUUUUCAGUUGAAUAUACUUGUAGAAGUAAAUUUGUUAAAACAAAUACGAAAAAGAACAUUUUCACAUUGGCCACUACGAACAUCACCAUCAAGUGCACAGAUGAUUCAAGCAGGAUUCUUUCACUGUAAUGUUGGUGAUCGUGUCAUUUGCUUAUAUUGCAAGAUAGUUUGUCAACAGUGGACAUCAAAUGGUGACGAUCCAUGGGAUGUUCAUAAAACAUUGUCACCCAAAUGUCCAUAUGUGAUCGCUAUAUUGAAACGUCAACAAACAGCAUCAAUUCAUAUUGUUAAUGAACAAAAUACAAGAGAGAAUACUGCCGGCGUAACAACUGAUGAUCCAUUUCGAUGCCAUGAAGUUGUUUAUACUGCUGCAUGCAAUACUGAUUACAUUGAAAUUCCACGACGUUAUGCUACUUUUGCUACUUGGCUUACUGAAAAUACACCAUCAGUGGAUGAUUUAGUUCGGGCAGGAUUCUUUUAUUCAGGUACGAAAACAAUUGUGACCUGUUUCUAUUGUAAUGGAUCAUUGCAGAAUUGGGGUAAAAAUGAUAAUCCUAUGAUUGAACAUGCCAGAUGGUUUCCUAAUUGUGCCUAUGCUAAACAACUGUGUGGUGCAGACUUAUAUCGAAAAAUUCAAGAAUCGAAAAAAGCUCAACAAGCGAGAACUGAAGAGAACGCUGGAAACAAACGACUUGGCAGUAGCAACAAUGGUUCAGGAAAUCGUGGACAAUUGAACGUUUCAGAUGAGAGUACAUUAUCAAGAUUUGUGGCUGCUCGACUUGAUUUACCAAUUUCUCAGAUUUUGCUUACACUAAAUUUUAAGAUAUCCGUCAUAAAACGAUGUUACGAAGAUCAACUGCGAAUAAAACGUGAGAUAUAA
Molecule: messenger RNA, 1239 nt
Organism: Adineta steineri
Lineage: Eukaryota; Metazoa; Rotifera; Eurotatoria; Adinetida; Adinetidae
Source: the annotation of a GenBank genome assembly